Messenger RNA from Caenorhabditis remanei, 825 nucleotides. RefSeq lists its product as uncharacterized. NCBI's taxonomy places the organism in Eukaryota, Metazoa, Nematoda, Chromadorea, Rhabditida, Rhabditidae. Gene Ontology annotation, molecular function: protein binding. The coding region runs from base 1 to 825 and encodes 274 amino acids. The transcript has 4 exons. The record is from RefSeq and is a predicted model, not a curated record.
AUGGGUUCCGAGAAGAUGAUCGAGGUUCGAAUUGAUAUGGAGGAGGGUGAACCCCUCGGGGCGACUCCGAAUGACAAGUUGGUCAUCACCAAAAUUCAGGCAGGAACUAUUGCCGAGGGCAAGUUGAGAAUCGGUGACCAAGUAAAAAAUGUGAACGGAGUCGCCUGCAAGGACUGCAACGACUUCUUCCGCGCUCUUCGUUUCGCCGCUCCGUGCGCUCGGAUCAUGGUGGUUCGGGAUGAAAAGAAGGCGGAGGAGUUGGAGGCUCGUGUUCAUAUCCCGGCGGAUCGUGCCAAGAUCAUUCAGCGUCGUGAGGGAUACACUUAUGAGUUGGCGACUCUGGUCUGGGCACAGAAUGGCCCGAAACUUGGAUUGGGAAUCAAGCAUUUCCAGAACCGCGUCCUCGUCUCCCGUGUCGAUCCCGGAUCUCUCGCUGAAAAAUGCCUUGUCCUCGGUGAUCACUUGUGUGAUGUCGAUGGAAUUCCGGUGACUGAUAAGGAUGUCGCCAGAGAUCUGUUGGUGAAGAAUCUUCAAGAAAAGGGAAAAGUCUCGUUUGUCGUCGAGCGUCCGGAUUCGAUCGAUGCGAAGCAGUGGGCCAAGCAGGCGUUGUCUGCUAAUCUCAUGACACCACCGUCUGUCAUCAUGUCCGAAGAUGUCACAAAAAUUGCUGCCCAGUAUCGUCAAGCUCUUCCUGGUCUCAAAACGCCUUCGAAAAGUGCCAUGUCGAGUGGACCGAGUGCUCGUCGUGCUCAGAUUGUUGAGACGACUAUCACCCAUGAGAUUGGACACGAUCAUGAAGGAAAGGCGCUUCGUAAAGUCAAAUAG